This is a messenger RNA of Epinephelus lanceolatus (giant grouper), 3742 nucleotides long. It is a transcript of the gene mboat2b, whose product is annotated as membrane bound O-acyltransferase domain containing 2b. Gene Ontology annotation, biological process: lipid modification. The record is from RefSeq and is a predicted model, not a curated record. Gene Ontology annotation, cellular component: membrane. Lineage: Eukaryota; Metazoa; Chordata; Actinopteri; Perciformes; Serranidae. Gene Ontology annotation, molecular function: acyltransferase activity.
AUCAGCAGCAGCAGCAGCGGCAGCAGCAGGACGCACAGACACACAGACACACACACAGACAGACAGACGGACUGUCGGCGGAUCACGGAGCCUCCACCGCCGCCUCUGAGCCGCUGCAGCCGGACACAGGAGUCACAGACCCGGCCGCAGACACGGAGCCAUGGCCGCUGAAGAGGAGAGCCGAUCCACGGCCUGCACCGGCUCCAGCCUCCUGCAGCCGGUCAGCGAGAUCACCAACCUGCCGCUGGACCAGGUGAACUUCGUGGUGUGUCAGCUCUGUGCUUUGCUGUCGGCCUUCUGGUUUCGUCUCUUCCUUCAUCCCAGUAAAACCAGUCCGUUCAUCAGACACGUGGUGGCAACGUUACUGGGACUCUACUUCGCUCUCUUCUGCUUCGGCUGGUACGCCCUUCACUUCCUGGUUCAGAGCGGACUCACCUAUGGCAUCAUGAUCCUGACCGGAGUCGAACACAUGCACAAAUACUGCCUGGUGGUGGCUCUCAGCUAUCUGAGUCUGUGUCAGAUCACCAGAGUCUAUGUCUUCGACUACGGCAUGUACUCCGCUGAUUUCACAGGGCCGAUGAUGGUGAUCACACAGAAGAUCACCAGCCUGGCGUUUGAGAUCCACGAUGGAAUGGCUCGAAAAGAAGAACAUCUGACGGCAGGACAAAAGAUUUUAGCCAUCAGGAGGAUGCCCAGUCUGCUGGAGUACUUCAGUUACAACUGUAACUUCAUGGGGAUCCUGGCUGGACCCACCUGCUCCUACAACGACUACAUCGCCUUCAUCGAGGGAGAACCCCGUCACCAUAGAGACCAGGAGGCCAACAGGAAGUCCACCAGCAAGCUGAGGCAGAGCGAGCCAUCGCCAAACACCGAGGUCGUCCGUAAGGUGUCUACCUCCUUCUUCUGCCUUCUGGUCUUCCUGUCAGUGUGUAAAGUUUUUCCUGUAGAGCGAAACAUCGAUGACGACUUCAUCGCCAACACGCCGUUCUACGCUCAGGUGAUCUACUUGUAUCUGUCCAUGCUGACCACCAGACCCAAGUACUACUUCGUCUGGACGCUGGCUGACGCCAUCAACAACGCUGCCGGUUUCGGCUUCAACGGCUACGACAGUGACGGCUCUCCUCGCUGGGACCUGAUCUCCAACCUGAGGAUCCUGAACAUCGAGCUCGCCACAAGCUUUAAGGUUUUCCUGGACAACUGGAACAUCCAGACAGCACACUGGCUCAAAAGGGUGUGUUACGAGCGAUGUCCCUACCACCCGACAGCAGCCACCUUCAUCCUGUCAGCCAUGUGGCACGGAGCGUAUCCAGGCUACUAUCUCACCUUCCUCACAGGCAUCGUCAUCACGCUGGCUGCAAGAGCGGUCAGACACAACGUUCGGCCGUACUUCCUUCAAUCACCCACCCACAAACUGGUCUAUGAUGUCAUCACGUGGGCGGCCACUCAGAUCGCCAUCUGCUACACAGUGGUGCCUUUUGUCCUGCUGUCCGUGAGUCCAUCCAUCAAGUUCUACAGGUCGUGGUACUUUAGCCUCCAUAUCGGCUGCGUUCUGCUGGCUGUGGCGCUGCCGGUCAAACCGAGACAUCUCCGUCUCAAAGAGCAGCAGAAGGACGUCGUCCAGGAGCCGAGCCAGCGCCACUUGGAGGCCACAGACAGCCAGAAGGAAAAGACCACAUGAGCCAGAGGACCAAUCCUGAACUACAUUUUAUUUCCAUGAACUUGUACAGGAAGACGAGGAGGUGACGUUCCUCCUGCGUCAAAGCAGAAGCACGAUGGUCGAAUUAAGCUCUGUAUUAUUUGGACGAAGCAUUUCAGAAACAGGAAGUUAGAACCUGAAGUUUUUAACAGUCUGUUUGACCUGAUGAAGAGUUUUCACACAGCGCUGCGAUGUUCUGACUGUCAGGAAAACAUCUGGACUCAAACUCCACCAACACCUGUCAACAUGUUCGGAUCAGGCAGAUCUACAGUGACAGGGAACACACACACACACACACACACACACACACACACACACAUAAACUGUAACGUCACAUGGAGCAGCUGCCGCAGAGUGUCAUGGCUGCCCACUUAGUGUAACAGAGGGAGGAGGCAGUGACAGGAUGAAGAGAGAAGUGACUGAAUGAGUACAUGAAUGAAUGAAAGCCCGUUAAAGAAAAGUUCAGAACUUGUAAAGACAGAGUGAGUGAAUGAAUGAAUGAGUGAAUGAAUGAGAGCAUUAAACAUUCCUCUCAGACAGUCGUACUGUUCUAACCUGUUAAUCACAGUGUCACAGUGUUCAUAAACAUCCGUUUGGACAAAGUGCCAGUCAUGACUUCACUCAGUCGCCUUAGUUUGUUUGUUUGUUUGUUUACUCGGUGGUGUCAUGUGAGUCGGUGGUGAUGAGGGCGUCGUGUUUACAUUUGUAGGUGUGAGGUUAUUUAUCUGAUUCCUGACACAGACUGUGUUUGGAUGGAAGAUGUGUUGAAGAGAAUGCGUCGUUAUAUUGUAGUAAAUGGAUUAACCCUGAAAUUUAAUUUAAUUUAAUUUGAUGAUGUGAAACAGACUCAGUCCCUCUCAGAUUAAAUAACAGGAAGUGAACCAACGUCUCCGUCUGAAGCUCGUUUGGUCCGUCUAAUGUUUGGUUCAGGUUAACUAACGCUUCAGUUCAGCAGCUGAAAUAAUCGGGUUCAGUGGAGCCAUAGACUGGAUAAACUCAGCCGCUGUCAGUCUGUGGAGCGCCUGCUCGAUGGGCCCGAUGAGGUUUAAAUGAAGCAGCGUUGAUCAUCAGGAUCAUUUUAUACCAUGAAAACAGAACUUUUCUGGUUUCAUGACCAUUGAGACAUGAAUGAACAAGGUCCUGCCUCCGAUGCUGUAUCCAGGUCUGUUUAUAUGUCCUUAUGUCUGUUUGGUCAUGUGACAUCAAACAGCUGUUAAUCAGUUAAAAUCAAAUGACCAAUAAACAUGGAGGGGGGAUGCGAUUGGUAAAUCACGACACAGGUAGGACGAAUCGUCAGGUGAUGAGGGGUAAAAACAAAGAUGGCGAGCACUAACUCAGAAGACGUGUUUAUUUCUGUUGUCAUGGUAACUUUAAAGUUUAAAGAUAUAGGCCUACAGUUAAAGAUGGUGGUCGGACCGAUCUGAUGUUUCUGCUGUCAUUAUUUUAUGUUCUGUUUCUUUAAUAAACCCAAUCUACUGACACAGAAAUUGAACAGCGUCCUGUUUUGGACGGACCUCAGAGGACAGGUGUGAGUAUUAUCACCACACUAACUGAUGGAAGCAGCGACCAGGAGCCUCCACCAUCAUGGAGUCAUGUGACUGCAGGGUUUCCACUGUACGACCCUAUGACUCUACAUGACCCUCCGUCAGAAGCUCUCUGUGUUUUAUCAGUGUUACAGCUGGUCAGGAGACAAAAGCACUCCACCUCUGUCUGUCUGUCUCCAUUAGCACAUCCACCAUGUUUCUUCUAUGACUUCCUGUUUCCACCUUAUUUGAAACAUUUUAAUGGGACCUGGACGAGGACUGUGGGUGAUGGACGAUAGACGAGGAUGAUGGAGGGGGCUGAUGAAUGAGGAUAAUGGAUGAGGCUGAUGGACAGGCUGAUGGACAGGAUGUGAUGCUGCAGACAAACACAGAGGCUCCUCUGACUGUUAGAGAUGACUCACAGAUGUUCAUGUUGUCACAGUGAACCAGCCGCCUGUCUGUAGGUUUAUAUCUUUGGUUUUUGUAAAUGAUGUGAAUAAACAUUGGAUUUUUUGACACUUGA